AUUUCUCUACCCCUUUGAUAAUUGUAACAUUUGUUGCGAACUAGUUACGAGUUGGCACUCACUCAGUCAAUCUAACCUCGUGGGUGAACACACUGAAUAAAUUAUCUACUGCGGGCGCGUGUAUGUUGAAUCUCAUCAUGCCCCGCAUCUGGCGGGCCGGAAAGGUUUGAAAACCGUUCGAUCAAAUCCAUCAAAAUCCAAUGGCUCAAAGUAGCUGAAGAUAUAACUUCCUGCUCUUCAGUAGUUCAGUCCUAACCAACCGAUGUUAGUAAAUGACCAAAAAACCCUGCAUAAUACAACAAAGCCGGUCUAACAAUGAGGACAGAUCAGGUAAAAAACACUAGGAUGCUUCGGUUGAGAAGCUGAUAAAGCAUUCAGCUAAGCGCUUUGUCUAAAACAGUUUCAAAUCCGUUUUGCUCCUCCCCUUUCCCUCCAAAUCUCUCCUCCACCGUACCUGAGCACCUCCAUUCGUCACUCUUCUCACUCCAACCGGAGGAGGAGGAGGAGGAAGAGGAGAAGAUCUUCUGUUGCUUCUGAAGAUUGCUUCAGAGAUUCAGAACACUGCUCCUCUGUUAAAUUUCAGAGUAAAAUUGAAGAAAUUGAACCGGAAUUUCGAGAAAAGGUGCAGUAAAACGACGACAGUGGAGAUGCAAAACGACACUUCCUCCACCGCCUAUGGCGGCCACGCCACAUCUGCAAUGCCGAAAUCGCCACUCAAAUCGCAAUCUAGCGCAGACGAUGCCGUGUUCGCUUCCCUCUACUCCGCUAUAUUCGAUAGCAAGCCUUCGGUAAGUCGAUACGACGUCGAAGAAUCGGACCACGACUCGUCUUCAGCUCACCGCCACCGCCAACUCUACCAUUCGAUCCUCGUUCAAGAUCAUCAGGAGAUGGUGAACCGCCACAGCCGCUGCCUCAAGCACCUCCAAGAAACCUCCGAGGAAGCCGACGCGCUCCGUCGCGAGAACGUUCAUCUCCGCUCUCUCAAUCUCGAGCUCAACAAGCACCUCAGUCUACUCAUCCACGCCUCAGUACAGAAAAAAUUCGGUUCCCCUUCCUCUAUGCGGACAACGACGCCGUUUGGGAUCGUAAGCGGACUUGGCGACAUGAGAACUGAUGACAAACGAGCAGAGCAGGACGUGUCCGACGAGAGCCCUACGAGUGUGAUUGAGAGCGAAGGCGGCGACGCCGAGAAUAUUGAUGCGGAGAGGUUUUCGCUGCCUAAGAGCAUUUCUGUGAGGUCUAACGGAUACGUGAAGGCUGCUCAGGCCGCUCAAGCCGGUGCUAGCACUGCCACCCGGACUGGGACCGCCACUACAUUCAAUGCUUCGCAAAAAGUGUUCGUUCCGAUAGGGGUGAAAGAGGAGGAGCCACCGGUGGAAUUGGAAGUUUACAACCAAGGCAUGUUCAAGACAGAGCUGUGCAACAAGUGGCAGGAGGUUGGAGAGUGUCCUUACGGCGAUCACUGCCAGUUUGCACAUGGGAUUGAGGAGCUCCGCCCUGUGAUCCGCCACCCGCGCUACAAGACCAACGUCUGCAGGAUGGUGCUUUCCGGUAUUGUCUGCCCAUACGGUCACCGCUGCCAUUUCCGCCACGCCCUCACCGAGAAUGAGAAGUUGAUGGUUCCAAACAAGCCCAGUCAAAGGCAGUUCAAUCUGGACAGGCAAAGUAAAUAAGUAUGAUGAUGAAGAGCCAAAUGUUUACGUUACAUAUGCCUCCUAUCGGCAGAUAUCGUAUAUAAUGGUAUAUAUCGGGUAUGAAGUAAGUAUAAAUACGGACUUAAACAAAAUAAAAACUAAUUAGUCUCAUAUGAUAUCCUGCGGUAAAUAAUAAAUAUGUUGAGGUAAAAUGUGUAAAGACUCAAUGGCAAUGGUGUGGAAGGCGAAGAAAAAUGGUCUGGAAGGUGAAGAAAAGACGUGGUUUCUACCCAGAGAGAUAUGAGCUCCUAUCUCAUUUUUGUACAAGUUGAUUCGGGUUCAACUAAAUUUGAACAUUUGGAAGUAUCAUCGUAUAUACUUCUUCAUGCAUGAGGUGUUUGGUGUUUCUUCAUAGAUAUGAGCUCUUAAGCCUCUUUUGUUUUUUUAAUAUUGUUAUAUUGUUCCACUAUAAGGAAUGAAUUUUGCACGUUUAUGUAUCUUUUAAAUUGCACAUUCUCUUUGAAUGAAUUUAUUUUGUUGCCCUGCA
Messenger RNA from Pyrus x bretschneideri (Chinese white pear), 2181 nucleotides. Its product is annotated as zinc finger CCCH domain-containing protein 15-like. The record is from RefSeq and is a predicted model, not a curated record. Lineage: Eukaryota; Viridiplantae; Streptophyta; Magnoliopsida; Rosales; Rosaceae. The transcript is spliced from 4 exons. Gene Ontology annotation, molecular function: metal ion binding; mRNA binding. The coding region runs from base 648 to 1673 and encodes 341 amino acids.